Sorghum bicolor (sorghum) is the source of this 2193-nucleotide messenger RNA. RefSeq names its product transcriptional activator MN1-like. The coding region runs from base 1084 to 2049 and encodes 321 amino acids. The record is from RefSeq and is a predicted model, not a curated record. NCBI's taxonomy places the organism in Eukaryota, Viridiplantae, Streptophyta, Magnoliopsida, Poales, Poaceae. The transcript is spliced from 2 exons.
UCACGAAGACUCACGAACCCGCUCUGUCGAGCCGCCGAGGGCUCGUCCCAUUUGCCACCCACAGCCACAGGACGUCCUCCUCCAGCCGGUCCUCCCAAGCGGCCAAGUCUCAAUCCCCGACGCGAGCUCCCUCCGCUGCAAGUGCAGGCCGGUGGCCGCGGCGGCAAGCAUACGCCAACUAGCGGCGCCGGCGCGGCCACCGGCCUCUUCACCUCAUACGCCUCGCUACCUGCGUCUCGCUCCACCACGGCCCUCGUCCGGGGGGGCUGCGGCCUGACCCCUUCCACAGCACAAGGUGGGAGGCCAUCGUCAAAGCAGCAGAGACGCGCGCGAGUGGAAGAUCGACUCGCACCGAGAUUGUUGAGCUAGCGGGGGCAAGAGCAGGAGCACGCGUGAUGAUGCAGGCAACCAGAAGCAGUGCUUGUGGUUCGCAGCUUCCCCGUACCCUGUGUGCAAUCCCAUGCAAGCAGAUCGCACAGUUCAGCGCUCCAGCAGCCGGAGCAGCCAUUGACAUGGAUGAAGCUCAACCACUGUUUGACGAAAUGCCUCCAAGGCUCCAAGGCAAGCUUCUCACUGAACACAUGUCAUGCUCCUCCCGUCCUUUAGAUGCGCUCUCGCCUUGACUCACAGGAAGCAACAGUGGCACAGCCGCACAGGCUCAGUUCCCUCCACUACGUACUUUCCCUGUGCUGCAAAACUAUCAGCUGAUGAAGGAGGUGAUGGUGGAGAAGCAUGAACUCGCAAACUCGCUGCAGUGUCGAAGGUUACCAUGGGACCCGUGACUGGCUUAACCAACGAUGCUCCUAAAAUACAUGGAUCAAGGAUAUGAAGACAGUAUCUCACAUUCCGAUCAGUUGUUUUCGAGUGGCUAAUGGGCUUGUUGGGCUUGAAUAGUGGGCCUGCGUGUGUACCUGGGCUUUGCCUCAUAUAUAGCUCGGAACAGUCUCCCGCCGGCGAACCGUCCCAACGAAAACAGAAUUCAGAAUUCAGAAGCCUUCUUCUUCAUCCUCUCUGUUCUUGAUCUGCAAUUCCCUUCCCAGUUCCCACGAAGCAAAUCGUCACCGGAACCUGACGCUUAGUGCGAUGGCUGACGAGCAGCCGCCCGGGAGUUGGCGCCUGUUCAAGAAGGCAGUCGCGGCCGUCCAAAGCGAGGAGAAACAGCGGCGGGCGUCACGGUCUCGGAGCGGCGUGCCGUACCCGCGGCUCCUCUCCACGGCGCUCCGGCAGGCGGCCGGGAUUCGCGCCGUCAGACGCCAGGCGGUGCUCAAUGUACGCCGAAGUCAUGGGUUGGGCGUCGCCAAUCCUCCUCCGUGCGCAGACGAGGAAACCGGCAAGAACGCCGUCAAGAACCGCGAGUCGGAGCCGCACGGGAUGCUCCCCGCCGGCGACGCCAUGAAGAAGCACGGAAACGCCGUCCAAGAAGUCGCUCCUCGCGAGGCGGGUGAUUACCUCGAGACGCACACGGGAGCGGCGGCGGCGGGCCACUGCAACGUUCUUGCUCCUGCGGCCGCUUCUUGCGUGGGCGAAUCGGCGGGCCACGGCUCCGGUUUCAUUGCUGGCGCCGGUCUUCCCGAGGCGGGCCAAGCCAUUCCUGGCGACCAAGAUUCUCCGGGCGUCGACCCAUCCGAACAAGCGGGCCAAGAUUCUCCGGGCGUCGACCCAUCCGAACAAGCGAAGAACAGAGCCUUUGCUGAAGAGCUGUUCAAGAGCUGGGCGGAAGAAUUUGGUCUCCGACUACCGUCGACCUCCCCACCGACCUCCUCACCUCCACCGCCGCCGCCGCCCCUCGAGCUCAGGGAGCCUACACCACCUCCGCCUUCCUUCCCGCCUCCUCCUCUGGUUAAGAUUUUGACCGUUCGGAAUUCUGAUGACGCUCAAGCUGCGUUUGAAGCAUGGAGGCAGAGGGGAAGGGAUGGUGUACUAGUUGAUGUUCCUGAAGAUGUUCCUCUUCUGGACCUCCAAAUCAUCUGGGAUAUGCUGUGUGAGGCGAGUCUGAAUAUCUUCCUCAAUCCAAUAAACAUAGCCCAGAGGCUUUCGAUCGGUAAAUAGUUUAUUGGAAAACCAGGGUGCUAUGAAUCUUGUUAGUCACUGUGACAAAAGUUUACUGUACUAAUGGUGCUAAAUGGCCGUAUUGUUCAAAUGGGUUUUAAUGUGACUUUUCAACUUUAGUAUAUUUUCGAAGCUUGAUAGAUA